AUGGCCGGCAUCGCAGGUGCAGAGCUAGAGCGCCUGCUUCACUCCGGUGACUACGCCGACUUCAGAAUCAUCUGCAAUGGUGCCACCUUCCCCUGUCACAAGAACAUUCUGGCUUCGAGCUCGGCAUUCUUUAAGGCUCUGUUACAAGGCGGCUGGAAGGAAUCGACAGACAAUGCAGUCAACUUUCCAGAGGAUGAUCCCGAGGCGUUCGGUACUGUGCUACAUUAUUUGUACACUGGCGAGUUCUUGUCGGAGAGGACUACUAGAUUUGCCUCAUGGAUGAGGUCUGUAACCUCCGCAACCUCCAAGUCGUUGCCUACCACCUCCAACGCCAGCUCUCGCACCCCGGAACUUGGAUUGGCAGAGGACAGCUCCAAGACCUCUAUUCCUCCAACAAUGUCAGCCUACCGGCGCCUUAUUCUAGCCUAUCAGAUUGCCGACAAACUUGACAUCGAGUCAAUCAAAGACCAGGUGUUCAGCUUCUUCCAAAAGAGCGGAGCGUCUGCUUUUCUCCUCGCCGACACAUUUGCCGACGAUCUUGAGCUGUUCUACAACGUCACACGAAACAAUGAUCUAUACCUGCGCGGGUGGGUGACUCAACACUGCAUCAUCCAUUCACCGGAGCUGUUGUCGAAGCCUGAGGUUAUUGUCGUUAUGAAGGAUCACGAGCCCAUGGCAUGGGCAUUAGGUGUCCUAAAUCAAGCGAAGCUCGAGUCGAUGAGGCAGAGCAAGAUCAGACUAGCCGGCAAGCUUAGGAGUUGUGCGACCAGCCUUGAAGCUUCUGUCGAGAAGGAGCAGAAGCUAAACAAGGAGAACAUCACCCUCACCGAGGAGAAGACCAUCCUCAGCAGUACAAUAGUCUCCCUGAUGGCAGAAAAAGGCAAGCUACAGGAUGAGUGCAAUGCCGCAAAGGCACAAGUUGUGCAGCUUACAAAGAAGAAUCGACAGUCGGCCAACGCCCAAAAGAGGAUGAGGAUCCAGCACAGUAAGCAGCUGGAGGCAAUCCAUCAGCAAGACCGUCAAGAGCGGCAGGAGCGGCAGCAACGACAGGUGCGACAGCAGCAACAGGAGCGUCAACAUCGGCAGCGCCAGGAGCAGCGACCACAGCUAUCGCGCCAUGAUUUUGAUGCUCUUAGACCCAUCCCGCUGAGUAUCUACGAGAGCAUAACAGGACAUCGCCGUGCCUGA
Cyphellophora europaea CBS 101466 is the source of this 1188-nucleotide messenger RNA. RefSeq lists its product as uncharacterized. Gene Ontology annotation, molecular function: protein binding. NCBI's taxonomy places the organism in Eukaryota, Fungi, Ascomycota, Eurotiomycetes, Chaetothyriales, Cyphellophoraceae. The coding region runs from base 1 to 1188 and encodes 395 amino acids. The transcript is spliced from 2 exons. The record is from RefSeq and is a predicted model, not a curated record.